Messenger RNA from Bursaphelenchus xylophilus (pine wood nematode), 222 nucleotides. NCBI's taxonomy places the organism in Eukaryota, Metazoa, Nematoda, Chromadorea, Rhabditida, Aphelenchoididae. The record is from the annotation of a GenBank genome assembly.
AUGUCACGGAACAUCCUCAUGAUCCUCGUUGUUGUCAUCGCUCUGGCCAUGGUCUCCUUGGAGGCCCGACCUCAGGCUGAUUGGUCUGGCAAUGGCUCCAUUCUCGAUUCGACUGGCGGUGAACUGACCCGAGAAGGCACUGGCUAUCACAGCUACAGCAACUACAACGCCCAACCCGCCUAUGGCUAUAACCCUUACUAUGCAAAUGGAUUGUUUGGAUAA